Molecule: messenger RNA, 333 nt
Organism: Schistosoma mattheei
Lineage: Eukaryota; Metazoa; Platyhelminthes; Trematoda; Strigeidida; Schistosomatidae
Source: the annotation of a GenBank genome assembly
AUGAUAUCACCAUCCUCAUCAUCAUCAUCAUCAUCAUUAUCCGAUCCCAAAUGUUUAUCAUUGGAACAAACAAUAUGGUGUACAAAUGAUCAAUUAAUUAGAAAUGCUGAUAAUUAUAUACAUGAUGAAUAUAGUUGGGGAUUAAAUGAAGAUUCUUAUGAUUAUACUAAUGUUGAUGAUGAUGAAGAUGAUUCAAAUAGUGAAUCAAAUUGGCGUAAUGAUUAUCCUGAUGAACAAGACAUUACUAGUAAUAGUUCAUCUAAUCAUUCAAAUUCACCAUAUUCUUCAUCGAAUAGUAGUUGCAAUAAUGAAGAUUCAGAUUAUUAUUAUUAA